AGAGGCGUAAACGGGACGUGUCGCAGUUCAGGUUAUUGUGUGUGUUUUUUGUUAUUUUUUCUUUUUUUUUCUCCCUGUGAGACGAUGUGGAAACGUGACUACGGAGCCCCGGUGCGGGUAUCCCGGAGGAAAGGAGCCUUCAUGGGGACCAGAUUUGGGCAGCGUGGAACUGCUUUGGCCAGGUGUACCUGUCCUCAAUCAGAACCGGCAUCUAGUGCUUGCACAAAGUCAACUAGGCAUAUCUAAACUAAGAAUUUUUUUAAAGGUUUACAGCAUCUCAAAGAGAGGGCAUGGUGUGCUCCUAGCUGAUUGUGAAAAUGGGCAAGAAAGACACCAAGAAGGAUGCAAAGAAGGGUGGAAAACCUGAACCAGAGAAAAAGAAAGAGGAGGAAACGAAAGGGAAGGACGACAAAAAGGGAGGAAAGGACAAUAAGAAACCCAACAAGGAUGAUAAAAAAGGUGGGAAAGAUGAUAAGAAAGGCGGCAAGAAGGGAAAGGAGGAGCCAUCCAAAGGGAAAGAUGAUAGAAAGAAAGGAAAAGACAAAGGAAAAGGUAAGAAAGUGGAGUCCGAGGAGGAGGAGGAGGAGCUCCUGAGUGAUGAGGAAGAAGACUUCAGUGAAGAAGAGGAAGAUGAGGAAGACUCAGAGGAUGACAGGAGAGGGAAGGGGCGAGGAGGUAAAGGGGCCAAAGGAAAAAAAGGGGGAAAGUCUAGACCUGUGGAUUCCGAAGAGUAUGACGAAGACGAAGAAGAGGAGGAUGACUACGAUGAUGAAGAAUACGGCAAAAAGAAAUCGAAAGAUGGCCGCCACCAUAAGGGGGGGAAAACAGAUGCUGAUGCAAAGAAGAAGAAAGGCAAGAAGAAAGAAGAAGCUCCACAGCUUCCAAUAAAGGAAAUUCCAAAGAAAGGCCUGAAGAACAUGUCCAGGAUGUUCAUGAAGUUUUCUGGCUUCAAGAGGCGAAGGAACAGCAGGAGGAAGCUGAAAAGUACAUCCCGUUUGUUCCUAGGUUUGGGGAAGAGAAAAACCCGCAUUGCAAAGAAGAAACGCCGCAAGUCAAUCCUGAAGAACACCUCUCGAUUCAUGAUGAGGUUUAAGGCCAGCAAAAAGAGGAAAAAGGAGAAGGACGACAAAGCGAAGGAAAAUGGCGGGAAGAAGCCAACUUAUAUGCUGCUUCGCCUGGGAGGAGGGAAAGAUUCAAAUAAGAAGAAGGGAGGCUUCUUCAAAAACUUAUUUGGAAAAAAGAACGGUGACGGGCCUCCUGACGACUUCAAGAACACAAGUGUGUUGCUCGGUAAGGUUGCAGCAGCAACCAACUGGCUGACCAAACGCUUCCUGUCCACCAAAAUGCAAGGAAAUGCAGGACACCAGGGCUUGGGCGGAAAAAGAGCGCGAGGCCGAUAUGCCAGCUCUGGAGGUCAUCUCCAUGGUUACCAAAACAACGGUUAUGAGCAUGGCGAGGAAGCUUAUGGGUAUGACCGUCAACAGAAAUAUUAUGAAGGCUAUGAUGAUGAUUAUGGUGAUUAUGAAGACGAGGCCACUGCAGCAUACGGAAGCCACGGCCAGUUUGGUUACUAUGACAACGGAGCAGGGAUAGCAGACUACCGAGACCUGGGUUACUAUGAGGAAGAUGGACGCUAUGAUCCAAAUCUGGAAUAUUAUGAAGGGGAUCUUUAUGAUGAUGGCAUGCAAGACUACUAUAACGCCUCCGCUGAAGGCUACUAUAACCACCAGGAAGCUAAUUACCAAGGUUAUCAGCCCCAACAGGCAAUAGCAAUGUAUGGUGACGAGGGUCUGGACUACUACGCAAUAAUGGGCCAGGAUCAUGUGUAUGGUGGUGAGGUUGAUGGUUUCCUUCACCCUCAGGUUUAUUACGAUGAAAAUGGUCAAGUAGUUUACUACGGUGAUGGGCAGAGGGGUUACUAUGACGAUGGGCAGGCAGGUUAUUAUGAGGACCCUUAUGCAGCCACUAUGGGAAUACAGGGGGGAUUCCCACCCGGGGGCCAGCAGUUCUCUGGCUUUGGAGGUCAAGGGGUAGAUCAGGUACAGGGCCAGUAUGGGGACCACUAUGCAGACCAGUAUGAUCAAUAUGGGAAUGAUACUGGUGAAGUUCCGAGAGGGGAGUUGACAUUUAGAGUUCCAAGACCUCAGGUGCGCCUGUUUGGGAAAGAGCGUCUGGAUGUGCCCCCGGCCCUUGCACCUACUUUGCCCCCUGAUCCAGAAUUUGAAGACAUGUCAGAAAUCCAGUAUGAAGACCAGUACCCUCUCGCACCUGGUCAGCUUGGUGACAUGAUGUCAAUACAGCAGCAAAUAGGAAUGUCACCGCAACAACAGAUGAUGAUGUCUCCUCAAGAACAAAUGAUGUUUUCUCAACAACAAACCAUGUUGUCCCCUCAAGACCAAAGGAUGAUGCCCCCACAGAUAAUGUCCCCCCAGCAACAGAUGAUGUCACCACAGCAACAGAUGAGGUUACCACUACAGCAGAUUAUGUCACCAGAGCAGCAGAUGAUGUUACAACAAGAACAAAGUAUGUCCGCCCAAAUGAUGCCUUCACAGACACUGAUGCCCCAGCAACAAAUUAUGUUAGCACAGCAACAGAUGAUGCCCCAGCAAAUGAUGUCACCACAGCAACAAAUGAUGUCACCACAAGAACAGAUGAUGCUGCAGCAGCAACAUAUGUUGUCUCCGCAAAUGAUUCAACACCAGCAGAUGACGGAAGACCCAAUGAUAAUGUCCAACCAACAAGGAUAUGGACAAGUGAUCCCUACUCCAACUGCCAUGAUUAUUAAGCAAGCAAAUAUGUCCCCGGGUUCUGUGCGGCGCCUUCAUCCAUCUCCAACUCCUUCCCGCCGCUCUGUCAUUAUCCCCUCCCCACAGAUGCAGCGGCAACCUUCUGCCAUGCCCUCCCCGGUACCAUCCCCCAUGCUACCGCAGAGACGCAGCCCCUCCCCACAACCAUCGAUAAGGAGUGGGUUCAUCAAUGCCCGAAGACCGCCCUCUAUUAUGUCGAGACAAAUCUCACCACCUGCCUCCCCAAUGGCCUCCCAUCACACACGUCAUAGAAUGCAACCUCAGAGAUCACCAUCUCCCAUGGCUCGAGGACCCUCCCCCCCUCACUCUCCCCGUGCCUCCAUGAUCCGGCGAAGUCCUCCACCCUCACCAAGAGCGUCAAUGAGACAGCGUUCCCCACCUUCCUCACCCCGUGUCUCCAUGAGGAGGCAAAGUCCUCCAGCCUCACCAAUACCCGCCCGCAGUCCGUUUGAGGGUAGGAAGAUGCAUGGUCCAGCCUCCCCUUCCUUCUCCCCUGGUCAUGCAUCUCCCCCUCACUCUCCACAGCUCAGUAGAAGACCAUCUCGCUCCCCCCCCCAAUCUCGUCGCAGUUUGUCCCCUGCAGGAGCGCGUCCCGCCUCAUCAUCUCCUACCUUGUCUCGCCGUUCAACUCGGCUGCUCAGGGACCCAACACCAUUGGUCCGACCCAGGAUGGGGGGAAAUGUUCCUUUAGGUACCGUCAGACCCUCACCUAUGGGUCUCCGAGGGCGCCCAAUGCCUCCACCCACCCAGAAUGUUCGUCCAUUCCGUGCUUCCUCCAUAGGAAGCAACAGGUCUUCUGUUCUCACUGUGGACUCUUCCUUCUCCUCCCCGUUUCACUCCCCUCACAUGGUCCACCGUGCUCCCCAACGGAGGAGAGAAUCUGGCCGAUAUCCCACCCGCCCUGUGGCUCGAGGACGUCCCUUCAGGGCCCAGCAGUCUGUAAGAAGCAGGCCUCCCGCCUCUCCGCAGCCUUCCCUUAAACACAUGCCACAUCCUACUUCCCCACGCUUCUCUCCUCAACUUUCUCAUCAGUCCUCCCCCCUCUUGCCCCCUCAAUCUGGCCAUCAUGCAGCCUAUGCACCAGAGACGUAUGUGUCUGGCCCCUAUGCCGAUCCUUAUACUGAGCCAUCACAUCAUCUGGACAUGGGUGGGAUGGUUACAGAAUAUGCUGAACCAUAUGCUCCCUCAUCCCCUACUCUCUCUGGUGCGAUGCAAAACCAGGAAAUUCGGGAUGCAUCCUUUGUUUCCAGACUGCCAUCAUCAAUGUCCCCUUAUGAGCAGCCUAUGUCCCCAUCAUCUCCUAUGUUGUCUCGUGCUCUGCAGAAUCAAGCUAUACUGGAUGCAUCUUAUGCGUCACCUUUACAAAGGCCAUUGUUCCCUUAUGAACAGCCUAUGCCCCCUUCUUCCCCAAUGCUGUCCGGAGCUUUGCAAAACCAGGCAGUGAGAGAAGCCUCCUAUGCGUCUCCACUUCAAAUGCCUCGGCCCCCAUAUGCCUCGUCCGUACCUUCCACUCCAAUUCUGUCUGGCGCUAUGAGACACGGUCAGGCACUGAGAGGUGUGGCUUCUUAUCAGACCCCACAGUUCCGUUCACCGUACGGACCAACUGUUGUUACUCCAUAUGAUUACAUCUCUGAGCCUGGCCCGUCACCACUCCUUCAGGAUGCCCUGCAGAACCGUUCUCAUUUGCAGAACGUCUCAUCUCUACGAUCCCCCAUGAUGCAAAGGCGUAGCCCUUAUGCGCCAGCUGGGCCUGAACUCCAUAAUGCUCUUCAACAGAACCCAAACUUACGACAAGCGUCUUAUCGGACACCUGUGCAACUUAGACGGUACCCAUAUGGACCUCCGCCAUCCCCUUCACCAAUUUUGGGAAGUGCCCUGCAAAAUCAACAGUUAAUGCAUGCAUCGUACCGGCUGCCGGAUGGAACCUUGGUGUCACCAUAUCCAGCUUCACCUUCCUCCCCAUUGCUCGGCCAUGCCUUGCAAAACCAACAAGUCCGUGGAGCCACGUUCACUUUGCCCGAUGGAUCAGUUAUCAGGGACCCACGUAUUCCCCAGAAUCGCACUUCUCCUAACCUCUCAAGAGCACUUCAGAACCAGAGUGUCAGGACUGCUGCAUAUACUCUCCCCGAUGGCACCAUUGUAGACCCAAGACAACAACAACCCAUUUCCCCAAACCUGGCCAUGGCACUGCGCAACCCAGCUCUGCGCGAAGCCUCCUAUUCUCUCCCCGAUGGUACCAUUGCGAUUGACCCCAAGAAACCAAAGUCCCCGAACCUUUCAGCAGCUCUUCAGAACCCUUACCUGAAAGAUGCAUCUUACACCCUGCCUGAUGGUACAAUCAUCAUUGAUCCACGAAGACCAGUCUCUCCAAACCUCUCUGGCGCUCUUCAAAACUCUGCCCUGCGGAAUGCCUCCUUCACACUGCCAGAAGGGGUCCAUGACCCCAAUAGACCCCUUUCACCCAACCUAGUUAAGGCCCUCAGUAAUCCAGCUUUGAAAGGAGCUUCAUACACCCUCCCAGAUGGAACUAUUAUUGUGGACCCGAGGAAACCAAAGAGUCCUAGCCUGGCUGCUGCCCUACAGAAUCCUUACCUUAAGGGUGUGUCCUUCACCCUGCCUGAUGGAACUAUCAUCAUUGACCCACGAAAACCAGUUGGCCCUGACCUGUCCAGAGCUCUCAUGAAUCAGAACCUGCGUAGUGCUUCAUACAUCCUCCCGGAUGGAUCCCUGGUUAUCCCGGGCCAAAAGCCCUCUGCUCCAAACCUUUCAGCCGCUUUGAGGCAAAACCAGGCACUUCGAUCGGAAGGUCUCUAUCAUCUCAGAGAAAACUCUGUACUGUCCGGCAUACCCAAACCCACCCCUCCUAAUCUUUCUGCUGCACUGCGGAACGACGAACUCCGUGAUGUCAAAUACAGGCUGCCCGAUGGCUCCGUUCUCACACGCCGUUUCCACGUCCCAAGUCUGUCUGAAGCCGUCCAGAACCAGCAGCUUCGCUAUGCCUCAUACAGGGUGCCAACAGGCCUGCAGGGUGAGGAUAAUCGCUACGCUGUGGUUCCACCGUAUGGGCCAAGCUCAGGACACUGGGCCAGAAAUGCCCAUGGUGGAGGGCCAGGGGGGGAAGAGGUCUGGGCAGCUGAGAGGGUUUUACCACACGGGACGGUCCAGAAUCUGUCAAAGUGGUCCAUGUACAGGGAAGACGGGCUGUUAGAGGGAUAUUCACCCUCGCCUCGACCGGUUGACGGACAGAUCCAGGCCCUGGACUGGACUCCCGACAGAGAAAGGGUACCUGGUCAGAGCUGGUAUGACAAGAUCUACUCCAUCCUAAGCAUGCCCACAACAGGCCACCGGGCGAAAAGCUGGGCGGAGGGAAUGGAGGACAUGACACAGCUGCCUGAGCUGAAUGAAACCACAGUUCUGAUGAACCUGAAGAAGCGCUUCGACCAGGAACUCACAUAUACUUACAUAGGCAGCAUCCUCGUGUCUGUGAAUCCCUACAAGUUGCUCAACAUUUAUGGCACAGACAAGGUUCUUCAGUAUGAAGGUCGCGGCCUGAGUGACAACCCUCCUCAUCUUUUUGCCAUUGCUAGUCUAACGUACACCACCAUGAUGGAUGCCAAACAGGACCAGUGUAUUGUAAUCAGCGGAGAAAGUGGUUCAGGAAAAACCGAAGCUACUAAACUGAUCCUGCGUUACUUGACAGCCAUACAUCACAAAUCCAACGUCACACAACAGGUAGAUAUCCUGGAGGCCACGCCCCUGUUGGAGUCUUUUGGGAAUGCCAAAACAGUGCGCAAUGACAACUCUUCACGCUUUGGCAAAUACACGCAGAUCUACAUGGAGGAGGGUGUAAUCAGCGGUGCCAUAACGUCUCAGUACCUGUUGGAGAAGUCCCGCAUUGUCUUUCAGGCCAAAUCGGAGAGGAACUAUCACAUCUUCUAUGAGAUGUUGGCAGGUCUUCCUCCUCACGAGAAGCACUCACUGUAUCUGCAGGAGGCUGAGACUUACUACUAUCUGAAUCAGGGAGGAGAUUGUACCAUAGAGGGAAAGGAUGACGGGAUGGACUUCAGGCGUCUUCUGAGUGCCAUGGACACCCUGCGUUUCACCCCGGAGGAGCAAACAAGCAUUUACAGACUCUUGUCCUCUGUCCUUCAUCUGGGGAACGUCUACUUCCAGCCACACCAGGCUGAAGGUCAGGAGGUCGCGGCGGUGGUGAGCGCGCAGGAGAUCAGGGUGGUCGCCGAGCUACUGCAGGUCUCACCCGACGGCCUGCAGAAGUCCGUCACCUUCAAACUGACGGAUACGGCGAGGGAGAAGAUCCUCACUCCGCUCACGGUGGAGAGUGCCGUGGAUGCCAGAGAUGCCGUCGCCAAGAUCCUCUACUCGCUGCUGUUCAGUUGGCUGACGGAGCGCAUCAACGGACGGGUCUACCCUCGAAACGAAGCCCUCUCUGUCUCCAUACUGGACAUCUAUGGAUUUGAGGAGCUACAGGUGAACAGCUUUGAGCAGCUCUGCAUCAACUACGCCAAUGAAACUUUGCAGUUCUUCUUUAACAGGGUCAUCUUUCAGGAAGAGCAGGAGGAGUACAUGCGGGAGCAGAUCAAGUGGCAGCAGCAGCCCUUCAGCCACAACCAGGCCUGUCUCGACCUCAUUGCGGCAAAGCCUCAUGGGAUACUGCGCAUACUGGACGACCAGUGCGGUUUCCCUCAGGCAACAGACCACACCUUCCUCCAGAAGUGCCACUAUCACCACGGAAACAACCCGCUGUACGCCAGGCCAAAGAUGCCUCAGCCAGAGUUCACCCUGAAGCACUUUGCUGGGAAAGUCACGUACCAGGUGCACAAAUUUUUGCAUAAGAACUUCGACAUGGUCCGCCAGGAUGUUUUAGACCUCUUCAUCCAGAGCAAGAACCGAAUGGUGUCCGGUCUCUUUUUAAAGCAUUCAGAGUCUGCUUCUAGCGUGCGGCGCAGCAGCGUGGCUCGCCGCCAUCAGGCCAACACGGUCAGCGCGAAGUUCCAGAGCAGCCUGCAGGAGCUGCUGGAGAAGAUGGAAAGGUGUAACUCUUAUUUUGUACGAUGCAUCAAGCCAAACCAUCAUAAGGAGCCAGGGGUGUUUGACCUGGAGCUGGUCAACACUCAGCUGCAUUACUCUGGCAUCAUGGAGACCAUCCUUAUCAGGAAGGAGGGUUAUCCAAUCAGAAUGCACUUUCACCGCUUCCUAAAAAGGUACAAAGCCCUGCUCUGCCUGAAAGACCCUCCGCCGGCAGAAGGAGAAAACUGUGUCAUCAUUCUCCACAAGCUCUGCCCGGUCAAGAGCGGCUCGUAUCAGCUGGGAGUCAGUAAGAUUUUCCUGAAGGAGGAGCUGUAUCAGCUGCUGGAGGGGAAGCGCGACCGCUUGCUCAACUUCGCCGCCCUGACGCUGCAGAGAUACACCCGAGCGGGCUUCGUCAGGAGGAAUUUCGCCAAGAUGCGGCGGCGGAUGAUCCUGUUUGAAAGCCGCUGCAGGGGCUACCUGGCCAGAAAAAGGUUUGCUGUGAGGAGGAAAUACCUCACCAAGCUCCGCUCUGCCGUGCUGCUCAUCGUCAACUGCCAGCGCUACAUGAGGACAGUGGUGGAGCCUGCAAGGAAGGCAGAAGAGGAUCGCAUCAACAGAGAGGUGGUGAAUGUCACAACGCUGCCCAUCCCUGCUGAGCUGGCAGUUCUGCUACAGGCGGCCUCAGGUGGGGAAGAGCUACACUCUGACUGCUUAGCGGUGGUCCAGGCUCCAAAGGUACAGGUUGACCACCAGCUGACCCUGCCCCUGGAUAUCAACAACUACCUCAUGACACACUACAUCCGGGCCAUAUUUAGGGAGCCGAUGUUUGGGAUGCUGACAGCCCCGCUGGAGAGUUCACUGAUUCGAAUGGAUGAGGAGCUAAAGCAAGGAGCUCUGAACGUCUUCGUUCUGAUACUAAGAUUCAUGGGUGACCCAAACUUGAAUGGCGCUCAGGAGAAUCUGUUUGGGAACUACAUCGUCCAGAGAGGACUGGCCAAUCCCAGCCUCCGAGAUGAGAUCCUGGCUCAGGUAGCAAAUCAGGUGUGGAGGAAUCCUAACAUUCUGAAUUCCGAGCGCGGUUGGCUCCUCCUCUCCUCCUGUCUCUCUGCCUUCCUGCCCUCUCAAAGGCUGGCCAAGUACCUGCUGAAGUUUGUGUCCGACUACGGGCCCGAGGGCUACGACUGCGUGUGUCAGCACCGCCUGCUCCAAGCUCUGCGGCGGCUGAGCGUCGGGCCGGAGUACGUCCGGACGUACCCGCCCUGCCUGCUGGAGUGGACGGCCAAUCGCAAGAGAGCUCACACCGUUCUGCACACACACUGUUUCGAUGGUGUGUCCUUCCUGUGUCCUCUGCACUCCUGGACAACAGGAGAAGAAAUGGCCAAAGACAUCUUACAACACAGGGGCGUGGCGGACGGGCGUCGAGGCUGGUCCGUGCUGCUGAAGGAGCCGGCUCAGUUGGUGGAGCUGGAGGGCUCAGACUACGUUCUGGACUUGAUGUCGGACCUGGAGCUUCCCGCUGACUUCCCCAAGCGCAGCAGCUACUUCAUCAUCUCUGCACAGGAACCGGCCAGAGUCCGGCCCAAUGCCAGCAUAAGCCUGCUGGGCGGUGGCUUUGACACGAAGGGGGAUUUCACAUCUCCAGCCUUACCUGGCUUCGAUGGACAUGACUCAGAGCCUCAGAGAGGAAUGGAUCGUUAUCUCGACAGCCUGUUUGACCCCGUGCUGUCCGAGGCAGCUGGAGAAGGGGAAUCCGCUGCAGGACUGUCCAGCAGGAUGAAGGGUGUCGGAGGAGUCGGAGGCGGGUGGCAACAGCAAGGCCAGUCGACCCGCCCCCCGCCCCCACCCGGGGCUGUGCGAGUGCUUCCCGUGGGAGGCGUGAUGCUGCCUCCCGUCGCCGCCGUGGCACCUGUAACACCUGUAACACCUGAUGCCCGGCAGGCUGUUUUGGCGCAGCAGCAGCAGCAGGCCAUCGUGAACCAGCAGGCCGCCAUCAUGGCCCAGCAGACGACCGCGCAGGCCGACGGCCCGGCGACGAGCCCCCCCCCCGCCUCCCCGAUCACCAGCCCGCCCGCCAGCCCCCUGCCCCACCACCCUCCCAGCCCCUACGCCCCCGCCAGGCCCUACGCCGUCGCACCCCAGAGUCCGUACGCCAACGUCCCACCCAGCCCCUACGCCAACUUCACUCCCAGCCCCUACGCUGCGGCGGACGUCCCGGCCUGGGACCCCUACCCCCUACAAACGCCGUCGCAGCCCCAGGGUCGCCCCCCCGCCGCCGCCGCGUACGGCGCCGAACGGGUUCAGUCCGGUAAGGACAGCGUCCCUCGGAGGAAGGCUCCGGGCGUCCCUAUGAACAAGGACACACCAGUCAGAAAGUUUGCUCCAGUGGUGACGGCUCCCCCGCCCCCUGCUGGAGAGGUGGUGAAGUACUCGGCACGGACUUCAGAUAUCCUCGUCCCCAGCCAAGAUAUACAAGACAUCAUCAAACGGUACAACACUCCUCCUCCACCGGGAGACCUGCUGCCACACGAGAAGAGGAGACCAGAGGGGAAGUUCAAGAAGAAGCAAACCGCUCGCGAUGAGGCUUUACAGAUCCUCAAACCGCAGAUGAACAACCCUCCCGCUCCACAGCCCAAACGCCCUGCUGCCCCCCCACCAUCUGCGUCUGCGGCGAAGGAGGCGGGAUUCAAACCCACCAUGAAAGCAAAAGCCUCCCAUCGUCCUCUCCCCGGCCCCCCUCCAGUUUCUCGAGAGCUUCCCGUGGAGACGGCAACCAUCCAGACGCAGCUCCAUCGGAGAACCAACGAGGAGCACUACACCUACACCAAUGUCCCCUGGAGGCUGUACCUCAGGAAGGAGGUUUUUUACCCCAAAGACGGCUUCAACAAUCCUCUGGUGCUGGACCUCAUUUUCAAACAGAUCGUGAACGACACUCUGUCGGAGGCGUGUGUUCGCAUCACCAGGGACGAAAGACAGAGGAUGAAGGCUCUUUUCGCUGCACACGGCGUGGAGCAGAACAUGGAUCCGGUGGAGGAGCACGUGAAGAAAACCAUCGUGUCGGCAGCCAGGGAAUCCUGGGAAAUAUACUUCUCCCGCCUGUUCCCUGCAUCGGGUAGCGUAGGAACAGGUGUGCAGGUGUUAUCAGUGUCCCACGGGGGUAUAAAGCUGUUGAAGACCGUAAAGAGCAGCGCUGCAGCUCCAGACUACUUCAGAGUCCUACGACCCUACACCUACGCCGACAUCCUGUUCGUCACCAUCCCGUCCGAAAACAUGCUGGAGUUCAAUCUGACCAACGAGAAACUGAUCCUAUUCUCAGCCAAGGCACUGCAGGUCAAACAUCUCGUAGACACCUUCAUCAGUGAGAUCAAAAAGGACUCGGAUUAUGUGAUCGCAGAGCGAAACUUUGUGGGAGACGACCGCUCGAUGCUCAGUUUCCACAAAGGCGACGUCAUCCGGCUGCAGGUUAUGGACGGGCUGGAGGAGGGUUCCAUCUACGGCUGUGUAGUGAGGAAGAAGGUGGUGUUUUUGGAGGAUCUGAAAAGAGACACUCAGGACUUUGGUUGGAAGUUCGGCGCCGUCAUCGGCCGCUCCGGCGCGUUCCCGGCCGACUGCGUGCACCCCGUCGCUCCCCCCGGCUUCCUGUCGCUGCCCCUGGGCCGCCAGGCAGACCCCCCGGGGGGGGCGGGGCAGUUCGCCGCGUCGUCGGCCAUCGCCGUUGCCGUGGCGUCCGCCGCGGCGGCGCACGAGAUAGAUCACACGAUUGAGAAGGUCUCAUUUGACGGCUUCCCCGAAGGGGAUCUGGACGAGAGGGACCUGCAGGACUGCAAAUACGACAUGUUGGAGUUUGCCAAGAUGUUCUUCAGACAGGCGACCAGGGGGAAGGGAGAUUCCCUGAAGAGCAAAAGCAGAAAUCGAGACUCCAGAGAGCCCACUGAAAUGAUCAAGUUCUCCAAGACUCCUCUGACUGAGUCUCUAAUAGAGUUUACCGAUGCAGCCAUGAACCGGGUGGCAGCGGAUCUCUUCCUGUCGGUGAUGCGUUUCAUGGGGGACUCUCCAUCAAAGGGAUUGACGGAACAGGAAGUGGUCAACAGCAUCCUCAAACUCAUAGGAGAGUUCCCCUUGAUGAGGGACGAGGCUUACUGCCAACUCCUCAAACAGCUCACGGCAAACACCAGCUCCAAACCUGACAGCUGCCAACGAGGUUGGAGGCUGCUGUACAUCCUGACCGCUUACCACCGCUGCUCUGAAGUCCUGAAGCCCUUCCUGCUGAAGAGCCUGCAGCAGGCCUCUCGCGGCGCAGGCGCGCAGUAUCAGGGCAUCGCUAAAGCGUGCGAGCAGAACCUGAAGAAGACGUUCCAGUUCGGAGGACGCGUCGUUCCACCCAACAGCAUGGAGCUGAAGGCCGUGAUGGCCGGACGUAGUUCAAAGCGUCAGCUGUUUCUGUUCCCCGGAGGCAUCGAACGUCACGCGAAAAUCAAAACGUGCACCGUGGCCCUGGAGGUGAUUGAGGAGCUCUGUUAUGAGAUGGGUUUGCACAACUCGGAGGCCAUGGAAGAAUAUGCCAUAUUUUUAGUGACCAACAGAGGUCAGAACGUGCGUCCUCUGAACAAACACGAGUACAUCCUGGACGUCGCCACGGAGGCCGAGGCCGUCGACGCCAACUACAGCUUCUGGUUCAGGCGAGUCGUCUGGACUCAGGCGCUCAAGUUGGACAACGAGCUCCGCGUCGCCAUGCACUACAACCAGAUCCUGCCGGACUACCGCAAAGGCCUCCUCAACGUUCUCACGCUUGGGAAAGUGAGCGACCAACAGUUCCAUCAGAUCUCCAAGCUGGCAGCUCUGCAGCACAGAGCCAAAGACGUGGCGUUCACCCCGAGCAUACAUGAACUAUCGGAGUACAUCGCCACACCGCUGUUCAAAAAGCAGCCACCCCAGCAGUGGGUUACCAUGGUGACGCAGCACAUGCAGCAAGUGCAGAACCUGAACCCGCACCAGGCUAGAGCACAGUUUCUGGGGUUGAUCAGUGCGUUCCCCAUGUUCGGCUCCUCGUUCUUCUAUGUCCAAAGCAGCAGCUCCACCACCUUCUACGCCCCAUGCAUCAUCGCUGUCAAUCAACAUGGGCUCCACUUCCUGCACAAAAAUACACACGAGCUGAUGACGAUGGUCCCCCUGGUGGAGGUGCAGUCCAGCCGCACCCAGAGGCCCACUGCUGGAAGGAGUUACCCGUACGUAGACCUGACCCUGGGUGACAUGAGCACACAGCGGGUCAUUCAGCUACAGCUGGAGCAGGGCCUGGAGUUGUGUCGAGUCAUCGCCAUGCAGGUGGAAAACAUGAUGUCCGCGCAGGAGCGGCGACUCGCCCUGCCACCCAGCGAAAUCACCGUGUUGUAGCACGGGCUUCGUUUGAGUAUGAGCAGAGUGAUGAGGAUGAAACCUGUGUAAAUAGCCUACCUCUUCUGGCCUUCAGGUGUUUUAAUAGUCUAUGUGAAUGAGUAUGUUUACACUGAAGAUUUACACUACUUGAUUAUUAUACUGCGUUGACGGUACAAAAUCCAUACUGUGGACAGUCAAAAGUAAAUAUUAGUUAAUGUUUCUUUCAGGUUGAUACCUUUAUUUUUUACACGUGCUACCGUAGUUUUAAUCGAUGUACAGAAAGGGUUAAGCUUCAUAGGCCAUGCCUUGUCAUUACAAAGUUUUAUAACUGUUACUAAUAUGUAACAUGGUUUUUUUA
Pungitius pungitius (ninespine stickleback) is the source of this 13566-nucleotide messenger RNA. RefSeq names its product myosin XVAb (gene myo15ab). The record is from RefSeq and is a predicted model, not a curated record. The transcript is spliced from 75 exons. Gene Ontology annotation, molecular function: protein binding; cytoskeletal motor activity; ATP binding. Lineage: Eukaryota; Metazoa; Chordata; Actinopteri; Perciformes; Gasterosteidae. Bases 318 to 13226 code for a protein of 4302 amino acids. Gene Ontology annotation, cellular component: cytoskeleton; myosin complex.